Molecule: messenger RNA, 264 nt
Organism: Pteropus alecto (black flying fox)
Lineage: Eukaryota; Metazoa; Chordata; Mammalia; Chiroptera; Pteropodidae
Gene: PRM3
Product: protamine 3
Exons: 1
Coding region: 1-264 (87 amino acids)
Biological process (GO): flagellated sperm motility
Cellular component (GO): cytoplasm
Source: RefSeq, a predicted model, not a curated record
AUGGGUUCCCGCUGUGCCAAGCUCAGCACGGGCCACGGCCGGGGCCAUGAAUCCACCAUGAAGAAGCUCGUGGCCUGCGUGAGUCAGGAUAACUUCUCCUUGUCGUCAGAGGGAGAGGAAGAGGAGGAAGGAGAGGAAGAGGAGGAAGAGGAGCUCCCGGUACAAGGCAAGCUGCUGCUGAUGGAGGCUGAGCAGCAGGAGGAGGGCGUCGAAGAAGAUCCCGUGGCCCAGCAGAGCCCUGAGCCCAAGCAGAUGCACUCCUGA